UAAAAAAAUGAAAGAAAAAUAUUGAUUUUGAAAAUGAAAAAACGAAGGAACGGUGGAUGUAGGGUCGAUCGAUAGGCGGCGCUGUCAUCGCCGGAAGUAGCGGUCCGCUAACUGAUCAAAGAGAGCGAAUAUGAAAACGUUCAAUUGUCUAUUCCAAGGAAUCGGCGUACGUUCGAAUAUCGACGCUCGAAGAUGUGGAACGAUGAUCUAAUUAACGCGGAAGAUUAAUCGAUGGUGGAACAUUGGUCCACGAGGCGAUCGAGCAGGUCCUCCUUCUCCACGCGCAAUCGCCAAUACGGGAAAAGCUACCGGCGCUACAAGCUAUGCUCUCGUGGCAUGGUGGUGGGGGUAACCGUAGGGAGCUUCCGUUUAUCUGCGAGGUCAGAGAAGGCUGGCUGCAUUCGGUGGUGCUGGUGAAAAACACGAUGAAAAUGGCGUGGCAACCGCAAGAAGAAGGACUACGACAAAUCCUUACGCUUCUUAAGGAAUCACAGAGCCCGGAUACGGCAACACAGAGAGCUGUACAGCAAAAACUGGAAGAGUUAAACAAAUUUCCAGAUUUUAACAACUAUCUAAUUUUCAUCUUAACCAAACUUACAUCCGAAGAUGAACCAACGAGAUCUCUGAGUGGAUUAAUAUUGAAAAAUAAUGUAAAGGCACAUUUUCAUAAAUUUUUACCAGAAGUUACAAAUUUUAUAAAGCAAGAAUGUUUAUCUGCUAUUGGAGAUCCUUCGGCUUUAAUUCGUGCUACUGUUGGUAUUUUAAUAACUACUGUUGCAUCCAAAGGUGAAUUAACAACUUGGCCAGAAUUAUUACCUGCUCUUUGUCAAAUGUUGGAUUCGCAAGAUUAUAAUGUUUGUGAAGGAGCAUUCGGUGCUCUUCAGAAGAUUUGUGAAGACUCCGCAGAGAUAUUAGAUUCUGAUGCACUUAAUCGGCCUUUGAAUGUUUUGAUUCCAAAAUUCUUGCAGUUUUUCAGACAUACAAGUCCAAAAAUUAGAUCACACGCAAUCGCUUGCGUUAAUCAAUUCAUUAUCACUCGUACGCAGGUGCUUAUGAUUCAUAUAGAUAGUUUUCUGGAAAAUCUCUUCCAUUUAGCUACUGAUGAUGAUCCCGAUGUCAGAAAAAAUGUGUGCAGGGCUCUAGUGAUGUUACUUGAAGUUCGAAUGGAUAGAUUGAUCCCAAAUAUGCAUAACAUAAUAGAGUAUAUGCUAAUGAGAACUCAAGAUCAAGAUGAGGGAGUUGCUUUAGAAGCUUGCGAAUUUUGGCUCUCUUUAGCAGAACAACAAAUUUGUAAAGAAGCUCUUGCGCCACAUUUGACUCGAUUAGUACCUAUUUUGGUACGAGGCAUGAAAUACUCCGAAAUUGAUAUAAUACUUCUCAAAGGAGAUGUAGAAGAAGAUGAAAUGAUCCCAGACAGAGAGGAAGACAUACGACCAAGGUUUCAUAAAUCAAAAACACACCAUUCGCAUCAUGCCAACAUGAAUAAACAUACGGAUGAAAAUGGUGGAGGAGAUGAUGAAGAUUUAGAUGCUGAAGAUGGAUCUGAUGACGAUUCAACGCUUAGUGAUUGGAAUUUACGAAAAUGCUCGGCAGCCGCUUUAGAUAUGUUAGCAAAUGUAUUUAGAGAAGAACUGUUGCCAGUUUUAGUACCCAUUUUAAAAGAAACUCUCUUUCAUCAAGAUUGGGAAAUCAAAGAAUCUGGUAUAUUGGCUCUUGGAGCUAUUGCUGAAGGAUGUAUGAGCGGAAUGAUUCCACAUUUAUCAGAGCUAAUACCUUAUUUAAUUAGCUGUCUCAGUGAUAAAAAAGCUCUCGUACGUGCUAUUACUUGCUGGACUUUAAGUCGUUAUGCUCAUUGGGUUUGUGCACAGCCACAUGAUACACACUUAAAACCUUUAAUGACAGAGCUUCUCAAAAGGGUACUAGAUGGUAACAAACGUGUACAAGAAGCAGCGUGUUCUGCAUUUGCGACAUUGGAAGAAGAAGCAUGUACAGAAUUAGUCCCUUAUCUUGGAUUUAUUCUUGAGACACUUGUUUUUGCUUUUGGUAAAUAUCAACAUAAAAAUCUUUUAAUUUUAUACGACGCAAUCGGUACGUUAGCCGAUUCAGUGGGCCAUCAUCUAAAUAAACCAGACUAUAUCAAUCUUCUUAUGCCACCCUUAAUCAACAAAUGGAAUGUUUUAAAGGAUGAAGAUAAAGAUCUUUUUCCAUUAUUGGAAUGUCUUUCAUCAGUUGCAACUGCAUUACGAUCUGGAUUUUUACCAUACUGUGAACCUGUGUAUAGGCGAUGUGUAUCGUUAGUAGAGCAAACAUUAAAUCAACAUAUAGCAAACACACAAAGUCCAGAACAGUUUGAAGCACCCGAUAAAGAUUUCAUGAUAGUAGCAUUGGAUCUUCUUAGUGGUUUAGCAGAAGGCUUGGAUGGACACAUGGAACGUUUAGUAAUGAACAGUAACGUAAUGCAAUUAUUGUAUCAAUGUAUGCAAGAUGGAAUGCCAGAAGUUAGGCAAAGCAGCUUUGCUUUAUUAGGAGACCUUACAAAAGCAUGUUUUCAACAUGUGCUACCUUGUAUACCCGACUUUAUGCCAAUACUUGGACAAAACUUAAAUCCCGAAUUUAUAUCAGUGUGUAAUAAUGCGACGUGGGCUAUUGGAGAAAUUUCUAUAAAGCUUGGACCUGACACAAGUGCAUAUAUUCCAUUAAUAUUAACUCAACUUAUCGAAAUAAUCAACCGACCAAAUACGCCAAAAACGCUGUUGGAAAAUACCGCCAUAACGAUCGGUCGCCUAGGUUAUGUGUGUCCCCACGACGUCGCCCCCAUGUUACAGCAGUUUGUCCGACAGUGGUGUACAUCUUUGCGGACUAUAAGAGAUAACGAAGAAAAGGAUUCUGCAUUCAGAGGUAUGUGCCAAAUGGUCACAGUGAAUCCAGGUGGUGUUGUCAAUGACUUCAUGUAUUUUUGCGAUGCUAUUGCUUCGUGGGCUACACCAAGGGACGAUUUAAAGGAUAUGUUUCAAAAAAUUUUACAUGGAUUUAAGAAUCAAGUCGGUCCAGAAAAUUGGAAACGGUUUUCAGAUCAAUUUCCGUUGCCGCUUAGCGAGCGGCUUCACAAUAUGUACGGCGUUUGAGCAAACCCGCCUAAAUGCGAAGGCCGCUUUAAGGGGCAGGCCGAAUGGGGUUGGGCGGGCUAUAAAACCGUGGGUGGACAGGGUGGGUGGGUGAAACCACGGCCUCUUCUCAUCAACAUCGUUGUCGUUAGUGUGUGUCUUGGUCAUCGAAGGAAUAUCAGGGGAAAUAAAAAGUACGUCAUUAACUGCACUACCGAGAAUGCAGUGACAUAAAGAGAAAAGCGACAUAACGAAUGAAUAAGGAAAUACGAACGACAAAUAAAUCAGUGGGCCGAAAAGAAUAAGUGGGUGGGAGGGUGGGUGGGUAAUAUAGGGUGGGAGGGAGGAAUUUGUGGUGGUCAUCAGCCACUUUUAACGCGAAUGUAUCGUACGCAAUGCCCGCAACGUACUGCAUUCAGUGAUACCUUAUUGUAGCAACAUGCUGUACAUGCUGUACACUUCGUUUCUAUUAGCGCUAUAACACUCUCAAGUGUUUAACUCUCGCGUAUCGAAACGAGACAAGUGCUGGCAAUCCAACUAGCCCAGCUAUACUAAUUCCAACUUCGAUUAGUUGGCUAGUAAAAGCGUAGAUCUCACGUUAUAGAGCAUGCUAAACUACUGUGAUCGAAAAUUUAUAUGUUAGGGAAUUAAUUUUUUUGAGAGAGGUGCAUAUCUGUAUUCGAUGAGUUUAUAGAGCCUUAGACAAAGUAGAAUACUUAUUUGAUAAAGCUACAAAUAGAGUACGUUGUAGAAAUUUCAUAGUGUACAGAAGGUUUUCAAGAGUAUGUAUUUUUAUACGUUAAAAGUCGAUAUAUAUGCAGAAAGUGCCAUUCCGUUCGUUCUGAACCAAAAUUUUUCUGCUUACUUUAAUCCUCUCUUCGAUAAUUGUGAUAUUAGGUUAUGUAACUACACUUUCUCAUCAUGAUAGAAGUAUGUUGAAAAAUACAUAUGUAUAUAUACUUUAUAUAUGUAUGUAAAUAAUACUACAUGAUGUUUUUUAACCUACAGACCAUUUUGUGAUUUUUUUUUCUUUUUUUUGUGUUUUUUUUUUUUUUUUUGUUAAAGAUAUUAAAUUAGGAUCAUGUUAGCAUUAGUGUAAAUAGAUAAUGCAUUUUAGAAUCAAUGUUUUUGUUAUCGCUAUAAGUCAUUCUCAAAUCUUUUCUUAUAUCAAUCUCAAGUUAAUGUUAUUUGAUUGCAAAAGGCAUUGGUAUGAUUUACAGAAAUGGUUCACAGAGUUUUGAAUCUAUGACGUGAUAUCUAUCGCAAUACUAAUUUUAUGUGCUCAAUUAUGAUCUCUCCAGUUAAUUUUGAAAUUUUCGUAUAUGAAAUCUUUUUAAACUCGAGCGCAGACUGUCAUUCCAGUCCGUUUUUGGGCCAGUUCAAAAAGCGAGCACUUUUACUGUACAAGAUGCGCUUAUCUCUCACCAUCGACGUUCAAAAUUUCUAGGAAACCAAAUUUGUGACAAAUACUGUACCAAUGACAACUUAAUAUAUCUAUAUAUCAGAAUAUGUAAUUGUGCUGCAAAGGCAUACGAAAAAAGAAACAAACAAACAAACAAAAAUGAUUUCUAGAACUUUUACUACAAAUAUUUUUUUUUUUAUUUUCUCUCUCUCUCUCUCUCUCUCUCUCUCUCUCUCUCUCUUUCUCUCUCUUUCUCUCUCUAAUCUAUCAAAAGUAAGCAAAAGUUAAAUGUGUAAAGGAGGGGGGGGGGGAUAAUAUGAAAAAUAAGCUGAUCAUCGUCAAGUCACUGUUGUCAAUCAAAUUUUGAAGUUUAUUAAUAAGAAAAAAAGAAGAUGGGGAGAAAGGGAACUGGCAGGAAUAACUCGCGUGAGCGACCGAGACGUUAAAAGACGUGUAAUAUUUUUGGUAUGGUAAACGCCAGAGAGAGAAUAAGCAUUAUUUUUGAGAGAGGAUUUUAAUACUCGAGCCAUUAGUAUUCUUCGCUCGUCGAUUAAUAGGAAACCCUAAUUGAAGAAAUUUUACAAAGAUAAUAUUGCGCCGAGAUAUGUAGCUCUGUUGUAGAGUCCUGCACCUCUGAAAAAAAAAAUUAAUAUAAUAAUUCUUUUAUUAUCCUUUUUAUACAUUUCGACAGAUGCAAGAUAAAAAAUCUUAUACAUACAUACAUACACACACAUAUAUAUAUUAUAUAUAUAUUAUAUAUAUAUGUAUAUAUAUUAUAUAUAUAUAUUAUACAUAUAUGCAGUCUUUUUUCGUCCGUGCAAGAGAAAGAACCCAAGGUAGAGAAUGUGUUGUACGGUCGUGACCGCUCCUUGACUUAAUCCAUGCUUAUCAAUCGGCAAUUAAUUAUUGCCAUAUUCUUACCCCAAUUUGGUCCUUUCCUUGCCCUGCCUGCGCCAUUUUUGUGAUAUUAAUAUUUUUUAUAUUACUUAUAUAUAUAAGGACUUGGGAUAAAGCAACCAAGCCACAUGUUACUGCUCGACGGGGAGUCUGCUAAUUAAUAACUAGAGUUCUUUUGAGAAGGAAAAGAUAUCUUUUCAUUUUCAAGAUAUACAUGUACACACUGAGAUACACACUUAACAUAAAACGCAAUUAAUAUUUCAAACGGUAUUAUCCCGUCAGAAUCGUUUAUAGCAAAUCGUUAUAUAAAAAAUUUGAUUAGAAUUAAAAUUGUUUAAGAGAUUCAACAUGAACGAUGAGAAAAAAAGAAAAAAAGGAAAAAAAAAGAGGAAAAUGUCACAAUAGAUAUAAUAAUUAAUAUUAUUAUAAUUAAUCAAGUAAAAUUCGUGUGCGUAAUCAUUCUAAUAAUUCUUUAAAUCGUAUCUCGGAUAUCUCGACGAUAAUAUAUACAAUGUUUUUCCUGAAUUUCUAUUAAUCUCAAAUGCUUAAAUAUUUUUAUACAAUUCUAGUAGUAUAAAAGCGAUAACUUAUUCAUAUUUGCUUGUCGCAAUAGUAGAAAGACAAAAAAGAAGAAAAAAGAGAAAAAAUUGAAAAUCAAUUCAAUUUUAUCCGUACACAAUCGAUGAUAUAGAAAAAUUUGUAAUAUUUAGUAGACACGUGUCAAAAGUUACAUCUUGUCACGUUAGAAUAAUUUAAAAAGUUUGUGUACGAAUUGUUAUGUGUAGUGGCCCUGUCGAGAUAUGUAUAUCAUGCGGCUUUUGAUCGCUUAUCAUGCUCGAUACUGUCACACAGAGAAGAUUCUAACAAGAAGGUGAAACAAAUCUAUAAAUGAACAUGAAAAGUAUCGUGAGAAAAAAAAUUGUCUAUUUAUACAUAAUCUUAAAUAUUGUAAUGAGAAAGUGAAACAAAGUUGAUUGAUAUUUAAAAUUUCCAGUUUUUUCUAUUGCAAAGAAUAGAGCGUAAUAACGGUUGUGUGUAUGGGGAUAUAUAUGGGAUGAUUGCAGAAAAACGAAAAAAGGAACAACAAAAAAAAAAAAGAGUAAUAAGUAAAUAAUUAAAUGACGAAUACAAGUAAAUACAUUGUUGUAUCUUUAUUGUUGUUAUUGCAUGAGACUAGUGUAAUAGACUGAGCCAUACGCAUGGUUAAAUAACUAUUAACACAUAAUAUUUCUUAAUUAAUCCUAUAUUAUUGUGUAAUUAUUACAUAAUGUAUAUUAUAUUUAAUCGUAAUGUUUCGUGCGGGCAGUGUUUGGAGCGGGUUCCUGUCCUUUGGGAUUAAGUUUUUUAGUAUACUAAUUUUUCACUUUUUUGUCCAAACGUUUCUUGUCUUCAUUUGGACAUCAAAGAUGAUUCAAACGAACAGUACGUUCAAAAGUGUACGUUCGUGUUUAUUAGAUUUUUCAAAAUAGAUAAAAUAUGUACAAAAAAAGAGAUCACACGAAAUGCGUUUUUAUUAUAUUAGGUAUAAAUUUUGUUGUUGUGUGUAUCGAUUAAUUAUAAUUAUUUUAAAUAUUUACCAUCACAAAUUUUAUUAUUAUUAUUAUUAUUAUUAUUAUUAUUAUUAUUAUUAUUAUUAUUAUAGUAUCAUUAGUAGUGGUAACAGUAGUAAUAGUAGUAAUAGAAGUAGUAGUAGUAGUAGUAGUAGUAUUAUUUUAACAUUAUUUUUAAUAUUAUCACCAUUAUUAUUAUAAUUAUAAUUAUUAUUAUUAUUAUUAUUAUUAUUAUUAUUAUUACGAUUAGGAUUAAAAUUAUUAUUAGCGCAGCUUUGAUGAAAAAAAAAAAUUAAUUAAACAUGUAUAUUAUACUACACGUUUCAUUUUUCGUUCCGAUCGAGAAGUCCUAUAGAAUGUUGAAAUAAAAUUAUAUAAAAACCUGCACGAUAAUCGAAAAAGUUAAAUAAUAAUAUAUAGUAACAAUAAUAAUAAUAAUAUUAAUAUUAAAGUAAAUAAAUCGUGCUCCAAUAAUUUAUGCAUUUCUUCUUCCCAUAGCUCAGAAAUAGAUGAAAGAUAAAGGAAAAAAAAAAUUAAAGGAUCAAAUGAAAAGAAAAAAGGGAAAGAGACAGAGAGAGAAAGAGAGAGAGAGAGAGACAAAGGAAAGAGAUACAAUGUAUAGUCAGAUGAACCAUUUAUAUAAUAUGUGAAACUUCUCGAUUGGAGUAUGAUAAAAAAUAGAUAGACUUAUAAUUUCUCAAAGGAUUGGAACUUUGUGGGGCUGUUCCUAGUACCUGAUUAUCCUAUCCUUGCGGCACGAGUGUUCCGUCGUAAUUUUAAUGCUAAAGAUAUAAAUACGUACGUACAUACAUAAAAGAAGACAAAAAAGAGAAAGAAACAUACGCAUACUUGUAAUAUCCGCCAUGUUCUCCGUUUUCUCUCGCCUCUCGCAAGCGCCGAGUAAUUCCUUCGUCCAGUUUCGUUGAAACGCGAUUGCUAUAAAAAUAUAUAUAUAUACAUACAUAUACAUAUAUAUAUACAUUAUAAAUAUAUACACAUAAAUAUUUAUAUGUGUGUGUAUAUAUAUAUAAUACAAAGUGUUGUUUUUUAUUGCUGCAUACCUUGACUGCCUAGAACUUAAGUACUUCUCUGUACACGAGGUAGAUACAAGUACAAGAUAUUUGUACGACUGCAUCUAGGGACUGUAUCCUUUAUCCUUUUUUUUUUACGACAACGACGACGAUCGUUUAUAAAAAAUAAAAUGAAAAAAAAUAACAAAGAAAAAGAAAAUAGGGGGGAGGGGGAUAUAGAACAUUAAUAGAGAAAAAAAUAAAAAAGUGCAACGAAAGGUGCUGCUCCUCGUCAAUCUUGGGAAGUAUACAAUUUCUUACGCACUUUGUACGCUGGUUAAUGAAGAAUCCAUUGUUAUCGCUGUAGAAAAAAAUCGCAUCGUGUAUCGUAAAUAAGGCUGAAUGGGCACACAUUGGGGAUAAUAUAUAUUAUUAAUUAUUAAUUAUUAUUAUUAUUAUUAUUAAUAUUAUUAUAUUCAGUAAUGUGUAUUGUAAUACGUAAUUGUGAAUAAUCCAAUUGCGAUCGGUGAGAUUGAUCCCUCUUUCAUCGUUUAUCCGCUUUUAUCGCUACGAUAGAGAAUUUUAUCGUUGUUGUUUGUACGCGAAACGUACGAUGAAAGAAGACAUCUAAUUUUAUCCAAGAAGACUCGAGAGACUCGUUGUGUUUCGAUAUAAUCGAUGAUUGCAAAUUGUCAUGUAAAAUAGAAUGAAUGUAUGUAUGUGUGUACAUAUGUACAUACAUGAAUCGUACUAUAUGUACUAUACGAACGUUUUAAUGUAAUUAGAAUUAUUUCUCUUUUUAAUUUUUAAUUUUUAAUUUUUAUUUCUACGAUAAUUAACAUAUUGAUUUACACUCGAUAUGUAAAACUUUUUAAUUAUUAUCCUAUACACACGUUUAUAUGUAUUACGCACAAUCAAACAAACAAAUUUUGUCUCAUUUCUUUCUAUAUCUAUAUAUGUAUGCAUGUAUGUACAGACAGAUAAAAACAUAUAGAUAUAUGCGUUUUCAGAUUAAAUUAACGUGACAAUUUCUCUCGAAUUAUAUCGAAAGUAUAUUACUGAUUUUAUCCUGAUAGAAGAAAAUUAAUAUCCCUCUCGUGUCACGCGAACGCUUCCAUUUGACGUUAGAACCUGCAUUAACUAUUGAAAAUAUCACAGACUCUCACUUAUGUCGAUACGAGAUAAUAUUGUAUGCUCGUUUGUUAAAAAAGAUUUUUCGUAUGAAAGUUUUGCCGAUUUGAUUAUGUUCAGACAUUCGCUACUUAAUCGAGAAUAAAGGAUGCUGGCAUUUUAUAAUGUUAUUCAUCAUUCGAUCGAUAAAACAAAUAUUAAGAAUGAUUACAAUGAUAACGAUAACGAUCUGAAAAUUGGAAUUACGAGACGGGACAAAAAUAGCACCGUCCCGUUCAAGGUAGACAUACAGAUAUGUAUAUAUAUAUAUAUAUAUAUAUAUAUAUAUAUAUAUAUAUAUAUAUAUUACACAGUUUGUAAUUCGUUGGAUGAGAGAAUGUUUCCUCGAUCCUUUUUCUAGGGGUUGAAGGUAAGGGAUGAGAGACGUGAAAGCGUUCCUUUCGCGAAUAAAACGUACGUAUACGAGCCUGCUUAAGUGAUUGCUUCUCUUCAUUAGAGCUUGCCUCGUUUCUCGUACGGUCGAACUUGAGGGACAGGUGCGGUAAUGGCCCGUAUCGGAGCUUACUACCCCUAACCCCACUUGCAAUGUGUUCGAGAAAGAGAUAGCUGGCUAGCUAGCUGGACCGAGAGAGAGAGAGAGAGAUAUCGAAUGUACGGUAAACGCAGUCAGUUUAACGUCUACGAGCACCCUCUAUAACCCCCAACCCUCUAGACUAUUACGCGAAUUGAUUCGGCAUCGGAUCCGUUCAAGGCUGGAACACCGUUUAGCUCCUCGUUUCUCCCACUCUCUCUCUCUCUCUCUCUCUCUCUCUCUCUCUCUCUCUCUCUGCUACUUCUCCACCCCUUCCUUUCUUCUUCCUCUACUUCCAUCCGUUCCUGUUAACCCCUACUAACUAAAUUCCUACUGGAAUUCCGCUUGGAUGAUCACCCUGGAAAAUAAAGUUUACGAGUUUCACGCUUUGCGCGAUGUGUUACAUUUGGAAUUUGCUCAAAAGGGUGUACUUACUUGCAGUAAAGGUAAAUCGAUAAUAAGAAAACGAUUUACCUUUUGCUAUCUUCUUCUUCUUCUUUUUCUUCUUCUUCAUCUUCUUCUUUUUCGAAUACAACAUAGCUCGUUCGUUUCUUUGUAAAAGAAAGAAAGAAAAAGAAGAAGGAAAUCAAUCGUCGUUGCUUCACAGUAGAAGAAAACGUGAUGGAGGAGAAGAAUGCGAAAGGGAUGUUAGAAAGAUUUGGAAAUAAUUCAGACGGCUAUGCUGGCCUUGUUCCGCCUCUAGAGUGGCGAUAGUAGUGGUGGUGGUGGUGGUAGUGGUGGAGGUGGUGGAGGUGAUGGUGGUGGUAGUGGUGGAGGUGAUGGUGGUGGUGGUGGUGGUGGUGGUAGUGGCUCGCUCGUGGCACCCCUGCAUGCCCGCCCCUUAAUCUAAUCCAAGGAUAAUCUAAAAUUCAUGACACACAUAACUGCCAGGCGAUGAUAUAUCUGGCGGGGGUGUAAAGGCCCCGUUUUCCACCACCGAUCUACUACCACCUUCGUGCACAACCAUCGACUCUUCUACCCCGAUCCUUUCCUUCUCCCCAUACUCCCACCAUCCACGAUAUUUCCCACUACCAUUCUUCCUCGUUCUCUAACACCGGUACUCCUUCGCUAGCUGCAAUCACUGACAUUAUUAUUUAAUGUAACACGAGCUUGGAUGAGUUCACUCACCAGCUAACAUCCUAUCUCAAUGGCACAUCUCGUGGAACUCGUUUGCUUCUCAAUUCGUUUUCACCUCUUAAGUUCGAAUAAUAUUUCUUCGUUUCGUUUCUCUUUAAUGUUUUCGAUUGGGAUAAAUGUUACGAAAUCGUUAUUGGCCACUAUGUAAUAAUUUCUGACUUAAUCUUUUCUCCAAAGUUUAAGAUUAACUUAUCAUUAUUAUUUUAAAGUUGUUUUAUUUUCUUUUGGGUUUGAAUUAGGACUUUGAGGGAUCGAUUAAAUACGAUGAUUGUAUCGAAUAAAUCUGUCUUAUGUGUAUUGAUAUUAAAUGUUAUAUAAAUUUUUAUGAAAAUUAGACGAUCGCGUUAAUUAUUAUAUAGUGGCCAACGAUUGUAUCCUUUAUUCUAUAUACGUCUUCGUGAUUGAAAUUAUGAUACUAUCGGCUAACAUCAUUAAUUGUUAUUAGAAAAUAAAAAAUAAUUAUUUUGCUUAAUACACAUUUUUGAAAAAGAAAAAAAAGUUUCAUUACCAUUUCAUUUUGUUUGGAAUAUAAUUUUGUCUUGUACUGUCAGCAUCCGUUAUCAUAAAUUUACAGUUACGAUAUAACAGAAAUCUAUCUUUUUCUAAUCGAGAUUCGUAGCGAUGAUUCUCCUAAUUCAUUUUAUUCCCUGCCGACAAUAGUAUUUACAUUUUCUUUCUCUAUCUCGAAAGCGUAUCGACAUUACAGAACGAUCGUAUUCCACGAUUUGUACAACUCGUUUGGAGUACAAAACCAAAUCGAUGUUCAUUACACGUUUGUAUGUAUCUAAUACGUAUGCUACAUUCUAUCUGUAUGUGCUCGGUUAACCGAUUGAUUAUCUUGUAAAUUAUCUGCUUCGAUAUACGUCAAUCGAACAAAUUGUUGAUAAUCUGAAGGUAUUCGUUAUUCGCCAAACGUUUUUUAAACGAAUUGCUCUGAUAUAUCUACAUUCGAAUUAGUUAAUCUAAUAUAUAUAGAUAUAAUCCUCUAAAGGGGGUGUCGACAAAUUUAUGGACAUAUUUUGAACUGUAACUGUAAGAGAGGAGUCAUGUAUAUUUUAAACGAUUUAACAAAGUAAAUAAUUCUAGUCAAAUACUCGAAAGUAUUUGCAUUUAUAAAAAGAAAACAAAAUUGUUUAGAUUGUAUUUUAAAUUUAUAAACGUAUAAAAUAGUUUUGUAAAUUUUUCGACAUCUUUUUUGGACCUUAUGUAUCACAUAUUGGGUAGGCAAAUAAUUAAUGUGAAACUUUCAGUAUUUUAUGUCUAAAUUCGUAUUUAGUAUUUUUUACUGAAAAUUCUGGCAUAGUUUAUUCGCCAACCCAAUACUAUAAACUCUAAUUUUCCGUUCGUACAUCUUAGGAAACAUCACAAAUAUAUAAUACAUAAUAUCAAAUCGAUUUAAAACAUCGUUAACUCGAUGAGAUAUAACAAGAGAGUUGCGGACAAAAAGACGACCACCAAACAAACCGCGAAGUCCCUUCUUCUUUCGACCCCUCCUUUCGUCGUUCACCAAUUGUUCUUGCUAUGGCGCUAGUUGUCCGUUCCGAACGAAGGGUAUAAUAAUUGAUGAUGUUGCCCGUUUCUAGCGAGACAUUAUUUCGCAGUUAGAUAGUCGACACCACGAGAUGAAUAGCAUUUUAACUCCCCCACGUUUUAUUAUCUAUUACUAUCAUUUUUGCGUUCUAAUUUCUUUUCUAACUGUAGUGCAUUUCAAUGAUUCGAACGAUUCGUUCGAUAAAUCGUUAGAAAGUUUAAGAGAAAUAAGGAAAGAAAUAAAAAGAAGAAAGAGAGGAAAGUCCUUUUCUCGAAGGACAAGAGACGAAGAGAGGGUGAAUUUGGUCGUUCGAGUCACGCCAGGGCCGACCCCUUGGCGGCGGACAAACGACGGCCAAUUUACGAGUAACGGGAGGCAAAAAAACUUCUUAAAACUCGGAUUAGAAUAAGCGAGAUAUCGCGCUCGCUUAUCUCUUCUCCCUCUCUUACUUCCUCAUCAACCUACCCUCUUCGCCUACUCUUCUCCCUCUUUUUACGACGGUCUUCUCACUUUUUCUUCAGCAAACCCUUGGAAUUAUCCUCGAGUUCCUCUCUCCGACUUCCUUUUCUCUUUCCUCUUUUUUAUUUUAUUUUAUUUUAUUUUACUCGCUGUGUUCUCCAGCGAGAAAUCGUAAAAAGGGAGUUGAUGAAGGGAAAGAAACGAGGAGGAGAAAAGGAGUGUGAGAAAGGCCAGUCUUGUCCUUUGUUUCCUCCCUUCUUCCACAAGCUCCUCUCGCUUGCUGCUCGUCCGUGGGGAUUUUGUAAUUGGUGACGAUUCAACGCGAUCAUUCGAGAGCGCGUACGUAAGUUAAAAAUUAAGUCGGCUAUUCUAAUUAAAAUUAAGCUUAGGCGAUUAUGUGAACUAGAGAAUUCCUUGUUUGGUUUUCUCUAGAUCCAUACAACGGACAUAUUAUAUUUUGAAUGCGUAUCAUAGAAAUUAUAUCGACUUUGAUAUUCGUAUUAAUAUCUGAAUUAUUUAUAAUUUCGAAUUUGCACCGAUGUACAAAUUUUUUAAUCGAACUAUACUAUUAGAAUCGAUAAGAAUAACUUCAUUUGAUAUUAACGUUAAAUAAAACAGAAAUUAUAUUUUUAAUACCUAGAAAGAAUCGAGUGUUUCUACAUAAUCAUAUUUAGUUUUUGUCAUGAUAAAAUUAACAAAUUUACUAUUGAUAUACACCCCCUCCGCCCACCGUUCUGUUCCUUCAUCAUUUAACAAAUUUCCGCUUAAUAGUUUGAAUACCUUGAAAGACUAGCGCCAUUUAUCAAGUAACCUUUUUUUUUUCGUCAAAACGUAACGAUAGAUAGGAUUUUUUAAGGACACACCCCACUCAAUGUCCCGGAUAGGGUACACGGUUGAGACGAUAACGGCGCCCUAGGGAGUUAGAGGGUAACGCGAUUACAUAGUUACGCUACUGGCGGGACGGUUCGCCCGUCUUGAUUUAUCCGUGUAGCAUCGCGUUAUUGCAUUAGCGCCCCGACAGCAAUGCUGCUGGCCACCAUCCCCGGAGCUAACACUACCACUACGACUGUAUAACACCAUCGUAACACCACCGCCAACUAUACCACCACCGAUUGGUGUCUGAGGAUAGCGAAAAUGCUCGAGGACGAACUUACUCGUCCAACGUCCACCCACCCACCACCAGUGAAUCAUCCCUAAGAAUUAUGUCUUACGUCCUACUACUCGGACGACCGAUCCAUAAAGACUAUACUGGAUUCGCGUUACGACUUUCGAUCGUUUACUAUAUAUCUCUCUCAUCGCUAUUAGAAACAUAAAUGAGAAUAAUAUUAAAGUUAAAAGAUUCUAAUUGUAAACGAAAAAAAAAAUUCGUGACAUAAAAUAUUGUAUGAUUCUGAUUGAACAGUAUUAAUACUUGACCAAACAAAAUUGUUUAUAUGUACGUAUAGUCGUCAUCUUAAGACUUAUUGCACGAUUUAUCUAGAAUCAAUUUCUUUUUCUUUUUUUUUCUUCGAUACAAAACUUAUCUAUUUUCUUAUGAAGAUAUUUUGAAAUUCUGAUUGUUAUCUAUUAAUCUAUUUGAAUGGAACUUUUUUUUCCGUAUUCACUGGGGCACUUAACAUUUCGAGUACAUUACGUAAUCGUACUAAAUUAUAAAUAAAGAUAAUAAUUAAUUACUGUAAGAAACUUUUUUCAUUUCAUUUUAAUACGAUAAUAUGUAUAAAAAAGCAAUAGAAAGUUUCUAAUUUUAUAAAAAAAACAUUAAAUCUCGAGAGAUGUAUACCGAUGUGAUUUAUUCACUGAUAUAAAGAUUAUUUUUAAAUAGUACUCAAAUGUCAAUUUGCCUGUGCACGAGAAAAAAAUCAAAAUUAUAAGAUAUAAAAUCUUUAUGUAAAUAAAGGAUUAUGAUUUAUUAAGAUAAAAAAGAUUGAUAUCGAUCUUGUUAUUCUGAUAUUGUGGAAUAAAGCAUUACAAUUCGUUAAAAUUAUA
Molecule: messenger RNA, 14778 nt
Organism: Vespula vulgaris
Lineage: Eukaryota; Metazoa; Arthropoda; Insecta; Hymenoptera; Vespidae
Gene: Tnpo
Product: transportin-1
Exons: 15
Coding region: 324-3125 (933 amino acids)
Biological process (GO): protein import into nucleus
Cellular component (GO): nucleus; cytoplasm
Molecular function (GO): small GTPase binding; nuclear import signal receptor activity
Source: RefSeq, a predicted model, not a curated record